Homalodisca vitripennis (glassy-winged sharpshooter) is the source of this 1212-nucleotide messenger RNA. RefSeq names its product carboxypeptidase M-like. Gene Ontology annotation, cellular component: cell surface. The annotation marks the transcript as partial. The transcript is spliced from 7 exons. Gene Ontology annotation, molecular function: zinc ion binding; metallocarboxypeptidase activity. Gene Ontology annotation, biological process: proteolysis. The record is from RefSeq and is a predicted model, not a curated record. NCBI's taxonomy places the organism in Eukaryota, Metazoa, Arthropoda, Insecta, Hemiptera, Cicadellidae.
GCAGUUGCGUCCGCACAAGGCGACGUGGGCACUACGGCGUACAUAAUAUUGGUGUCUCAGACAGAGUUCAUGUACGACAUUACGCGAAACACCAUUCGCAUGGUUCAGUGAUGACGUUUAUCAGUGUCCUCGUUUAUGUAGGACAGCGUCGUGUUCCAAUAGAUGUAACGCACCAAUACGUGUUUUAGUAAAGCAGGUCUAAUACUAUAAUAUUUGUACACACAGUGUUAUCUGCGCCCAAUAGGUUAUCUGUGGUCAGAACAGUCCGAACAACUAUCCCACAUGCAAUAGCCUUCUCACGGCUGUAGCGUUCAUUACUGAAGUACCGCGACGCGUUUACUUUAUCGCCGUGUGUUAUUUUUAAAUUCAGAAAAAAAAAAUACUUUUACGUGAUUGGGAAUUUUCCACGUGAUUUCAAUAUGAUGAAGCUGUGGGGUAUGCUGUUGGUGUUCAUUGCCUUCAACUAUGCUGAUGAUAGCCUGCUAUCACUGGACAGAUAUCACACACACGAGGAGAUGAUAAGUUUCCUCAAGAACUUCACAAAGAUGCACAGCAAUCUUACCAGACUAUACUCAAUAGGGGAGUCAUUUGAAGGAAGAGAGUUGCUAGUCUUGAGGAUCAGUGGGGGGGAUGACCUGCUCCUGAGGCCCAACUUGAAGCUGGUGGGCAACAUCCAUGGCAACGAGGCAGUUGGGAGAGAAGUGUUGCUACACUUCAUUGAAUACCUGGUGACCGAGUACAAUAAAGGGAACAAGAGAGUGAGACGGCUCCUUGACUAUGCUCAUGUGCACAUCCUGCCUAGCAUGAAUCCUGAUGGUCAGACCGGAGAGCUGCAGAACGAGACAUUGGCUGUGAUGAGAUGGCUGGAUGAUUUUCCUUUUGUGUUGUCUGCGGCUCUCCAUAGCGGUUCACUCGUUGCAAACUACCCCUUUGACAACAGCAAAUAUGAUAUUUGGGAACAGUUCUUCAAAACCGUUGAUGUAUCUCAGCUUUCCCAAGAAGAGGUCACAAAGCUUUGGAAGAAAUGGCGGCCUGGCUCGUUGUCCAAGGAGCCAAACCUGACAGAAGAUGAUGAUGUGUUCAAACAUCUCGCCCUGGUCUACGCCAGAAAACACCCUACCAUGCACAAGGGGAAGGCUUGCCCAAAUAAUUAUGCAAAAGACACAUUUCCGAAGGGAAUCGUCAAUGGGGCUGAGUGGUACCCGCUCACAG